Messenger RNA from Jatropha curcas, 1018 nucleotides. RefSeq names its product NAC transcription factor 29. Gene Ontology annotation, biological process: regulation of DNA-templated transcription. Gene Ontology annotation, molecular function: DNA binding. NCBI's taxonomy places the organism in Eukaryota, Viridiplantae, Streptophyta, Magnoliopsida, Malpighiales, Euphorbiaceae. The record is from RefSeq and is a predicted model, not a curated record.
AUGGAAAGAGAGCACAGUUCUAAUUUCAAAUUUCCUCCAGAGAAGGCUUUGUAUGGGGAAGAUGAAUGGUAUUUUUUCAGUCCAAGAGAGAGGAAAUAUCCAAACGGAGCGAGGCCCAAUAGAGCAGCUGGAUCAGGUUAUUGGAAGGCCACUGGCACUGAUAGGCCUAUAGUCACUUCUUCAGGAUCAAAGAACAUUGGUGUCAAAAAAGCUCUAGUUUUUUACUCAGGAAGGGCUCCUAAAGGAAUCAAGACAGAUUGGAUCAUGAAUGAGUAUAGACUACUCGACGCAGCAACGACAAACCCCUCCAAAUCGAAAGGAUCCAUGAGGUUAGAUGACUGGGUACUAUGUCGAGUUCGACACAAAGGCAGCAUGUCCAAGAUCACAUAUGAAGUUCAAGACAGUUACAGCAAGGACCUGGUUUGGUACUUUCCAAAGAUGGAGGAAUCAUGUUGCAUAAAUGCAAAUUACAACUCAGACAUGAUCACCGACUGUUUGAACAAGGACUGUCAACUACUAGCUUCCAUACUUGCCGGGCAAACUUUACCUCCUAUUGAAACCAUUUCAGGUGUUAGCAACCAAGGGAGCAACAAGGAUAACGGUUUCACUUCAACUUAUGAAGAUAAUAGUGAUAAGUUGAAUUCGCCAGUGACAGUUUCUUCGUUCAGUAAUCUUAGCCCACUUAAAAGGAAACCUAAUGAGGAAGUUAGGUGUGACAAUCUCAUUUCAGUGGAUAAAAACCUAGACAGUGGCGAUAAAGUUGACGAUCUUCUACAUAGAGACAUGCUAUCCAGCAAUAAUUUGAACUACUACAGCCAUAACCAGUCUCAGUACAGCUUCUACAACCCUAACAUGUUUGAUCCAAUCAGUGGCUUUCUUGAGCUUAAUGAGUUCGCCUUCAUCGGUAAACACAUUCAAUAAUGAACAUUUUGCAGGAGACUUCUUGCAAAAAGUCUGAUUGUACGGCAAAACAUGUAUAUAUGCUGCAAAGGAGGAUAAGUUUCCAGGGGAAUGGGCA